Messenger RNA from Elgaria multicarinata webbii, 5859 nucleotides. It is a transcript of the gene POLR3A, whose product is annotated as RNA polymerase III subunit A. Gene Ontology annotation, molecular function: DNA binding. Lineage: Eukaryota; Metazoa; Chordata; Lepidosauria; Squamata; Anguidae. The coding region runs from base 45 to 4217 and encodes 1390 amino acids. Gene Ontology annotation, biological process: DNA-templated transcription. Gene Ontology annotation, cellular component: RNA polymerase III complex. The transcript is spliced from 31 exons. The record is from RefSeq and is a predicted model, not a curated record.
CUCUUUCCUCCCUCGCCUUUGACUGACGGAGGUUACCCGUCGCCAUGGUGAAGGAGCAGUUCCGCGAGACGGAUGUGGCCAAGAAGAUAAGCCACAUCUGCUUUGGGAUGAAAUCUCCAGAAGAGAUGCGGCAACAGGCUCACAUCCAGGUGGUUAGUAAAAAUCUGUACACGCAAGAUAACAAUCACUCUCCUCUGCUUUAUGGCGUACUGGACCAUCGAAUGGGUACAAGUGAAAAGGACCGUCCAUGUGAAACUUGUGGGAAGAAUCUGGCAGAGUGUUUGGGGCAUUAUGGCUACAUUGACCUGGAGUUGCCUUGUUUCCAUGUGGGGUACUUCAAAGCUGUGAUAGGCAUUUUACAGAUGAUUUGUAAGACAUGUUGCCGUAUCAUGCUGACCUGUGAAGAACAGAAACAGUUUUUGGAUUAUCUGAAGAGACCUGGCUUAACCUAUCUCCAGAAACGGGGCUUGAAAAAAAAGGUCUCUGAAAAGUGCAGGAAAAAGAACACUUGCCCAUAUUGUGGGGCUUUUAACGGUACUGUAAAGAAGUGUGGCUUACUAAAGAUAAUCCAUGAGAAAUACAAGACCACUAAAAAGAUUGUAGAUCCUGUUGUGUCUCACUUCAUACAGUCCUUUGACACUGCUAUAGAACAUAAUAAAGAGAUUGAACCCCUACUGGGGAAAGCCCAGGAAAACUUGAAUCCCUUAGUGGUUUUGAAUAUCUUAAAAAGAAUUCCUGCAGAAGAUAUCCCUCUGCUUUUGAUGAACCCGGAAUCGGGCAAGCCGUCCGAUUUGAUCCUGACACGGCUAUUGGUUCCCCCAUUGUGCAUCAGGCCCUCAGUGGUGAGCGACUUAAAAUCUGGCACCAAUGAGGAUGAUCUAACCAUGAAGCUGACAGAAAUAAUUUUCCUCAAUGAUGUGAUCAAAAAGCAUAGAAUCUCAGGGGCGAAAACUCAGAUGAUAAUGGAGGACUGGGACUUCCUGCAGUUGCAGUGUGCUCUGUACAUUAACAGUGAACUCUCUGGCAUUCCUCUCAACAUGGCGCCCAAGAAGUGGACAAGAGGCUUUGUUCAAAGGCUGAAGGGAAAGCAAGGUCGGUUUAGAGGAAACUUGUCUGGAAAGCGAGUGGACUUCUCAGGCAGAACGGUUAUCUCACCUGACCCAAACUUGCGAAUCGAUGAAGUGGCUGUACCUGUUCAUGUUGCAAAAAUACUAACAUUUCCUGAGAAGGUGAACAAAGCUAACAUUGACUUUAUGAGGAAACUCGUUCGGAAUGGUCCAGAGGUUCAUCCUGGAGCCAACUUCAUUCAGCAGAGGCACACACAAAUGAAAAGGUUUUUGAAAUAUGGAAACCGUGAGAAGAUGGCUCAGGAGCUGAAAUAUGGAGACAUUGUAGAGAGGCACCUCAUUGAUGGCGAUAUAGUCCUGUUCAACCGACAACCUUCUCUGCACAAGCUCAGCAUCAUGGCUCAUAUAGCUAGAGUAAAACCCCACCGGACUUUCCGAUUUAAUGAAUGUGUUUGUACACCAUACAAUGCUGAUUUUGAUGGCGAUGAGAUGAAUCUUCAUCUUCCUCAAACUGAAGAAGCCAAAGCAGAAGCGCUUGUUCUAAUGGGGACCAAAGCAAACUUAGUAACACCAAGAAAUGGAGAGCCUCUUAUUGCUGCUAUUCAGGAUUUCCUUACAGGUGCCUAUCUCCUCACACUGAAAGACACUUUUUUUGACCGAGCUAAAACUUGUCAGAUUAUUGCAUCUAUCCUGGUUGGCAAGGAUGAAAAAAUUAAAGUUCGUCUUCCACCUCCAGCAAUUCUGAAGCCUGUAACUCUGUGGACAGGAAAGCAGGUCUUCAGUAUCAUUCUAAAGCCCAGUGACAGUUGUCCUGUCAAGGCCAAUCUCCGAACCAAGGGCAAGCAAUACUGUGGCAAGGGAGAAGACUUGUGCAGCAACGACUCCUAUGUUACCAUCCACAAUAGUGAGCUGAUGUCUGGCAGCAUGGACAAAGGGACUUUAGGGUCCGGAUCAAAGAAUAAUAUCUUCUACAUUUUGCUGCGAGACUGGGGUCAAGUAGAAGCAGCGGAUGCUAUGUCACGACUAGCCAGGCUUGCUCCUGUCUACCUCUCUAAUCGUGGGUUUUCAAUUGGAAUUGGCGAUGUAACUCCUGGACAGGGUCUGUUGAAGGCAAAAUAUGAACUUCUGAAUGCUGGCUAUAAGAAAUGCGACGAAUAUAUUGAAGCUCUGAAGACUGGCAAGCUGCAGCAGCAACCUGGCUGUACAGCAGAAGAGACACUAGAGGCGCUGAUUCUGAAAGAGCUGUCUGUGAUCAGAGACCAUGCUGGUAGUGCCUGCCUUAGAGAAUUAGACAAGAGCAACAGCCCCCUCAUUAUGGCUCUUUGUGGUUCAAAAGGCUCCUUCAUUAACAUAUCCCAGAUGAUUGCUUGUGUAGGACAGCAGGCUAUCAGUGGGUCGCGAGUGCCUGAUGGCUUUGAGAACCGAUCCUUGCCUCAUUUUGAGAAGCAUUCCAAGCUACCAGCAGCUAAAGGUUUUGUUGCAAACAGUUUCUAUUCUGGCUUGACGCCCACUGAAUUUUUCUUCCACACAAUGGCUGGUCGUGAAGGUCUCGUUGAUACAGCUGUAAAAACAGCUGAAACUGGAUACAUGCAGAGACGACUGGUGAAGUCACUUGAAGAUCUGUGCUCACAAUAUGACUUGACUGUCAGGAGUUCUACUGGUGACAUUAUACAGUUCAUUUAUGGAGGGGAUGGUUUAGAUCCCGCAGCCAUGGAAGGGAAAGAUGAACCCCUGGAGUUCAAGCGUGUCCUGGAUAACAUCAGGGCAGUGUAUCCUAGCCGAAGUGAGCCAGCACUUAGUAAAAAUGAAUUGGUGUUAACUGCUGAAUCCAUCAUGAAGAAGAAUGAAUUCCUUUGCUGUCAGGACAGCUUCCUACAGGAAAUUAAAAAAUUCAUCAAAAAUAUGUCUGAAAAGAUCAAGAAAACCAGGGACAAGUAUGGCAUUAAUGACAAUGGCACAACAGAGCCGUAUGUUUUAUAUCAAUUGGACCGGAUUACUCCAACCCAGCUGGAGAAGUUUCUAGAGAUCUGUAGAGAGAAGUAUAUGAGGGCACAGAUGGAGCCUGGCUCUGCAGUGGGCGCUCUGUGUGCUCAGAGCAUUGGUGAGCCUGGCACACAGAUGACUCUGAAAACUUUCCAUUUUGCUGGUGUUGCCUCAAUGAACAUCACACUAGGAGUGCCGAGGAUCAAAGAGAUCAUCAAUGCCUCCAAAGCAAUCAGUACACCGAUCAUCACAGCACACCUUGACAUGGAUGAUGAUCCAGACUUUGCCCGCUUGGUUAAAGGAAGAAUAGAGAAGACACUACUAGGAGAGAUUUCAGAGUAUAUUGAAGAAGUUUUCCUUCCAGAUGAUUGCUUUAUUCUUGUCAAGCUUUCAUUAGAACGGAUUAGACUGCUGAGGCUGGAGGUUAAUGCAGAGACAGUGCGGUAUUCUAUUUGCGUCUCAAAGCUGAGAGUGAAGCCUGGGGAUGUGGCUGUCCAUGGUGAGGCUGUUGUGUGUGUUACUCCCCGGGAGAACAGCAAGAGCUCAAUGUACUAUGUCUUGCAGUCUCUGAAGGAAGAACUACCGAAGGUGGUUGUGCAAGGUAUCCCAGAAGUGUCUCGUGCGGUCAUUCAUAUUGAUGAGCAGAGUGGGAAGGAGAAGUACAAAUUGCUGGUAGAAGGUGACAACCUGCGAGCUGUCAUGGCCACACAUGGAGUCAAAGGAACAAGGACUACUUCUAACAACACUUAUGAGGUUGAGAAGACUUUAGGCAUUGAGGCUGCUCGAACCACCAUUAUCAACGAGAUACAGUAUACUAUGGUAAACCAUGGUAUGAGCAUUGACCGGAGGCAUGUGAUGUUGCUGUCUGACCUGAUGACAUACAAGGGUGAAGUUCUGGGGAUUACUAGGUUUGGCCUUGCAAAAAUGAAGGAGAGUGUAUUGAUGCUUGCUUCAUUUGAAAAGACAGCAGACCACCUCUUUGAUGCUGCCUACUUUGGGCAGAAGGAUUCAGUGUGUGGUGUUUCUGAGUGUAUCAUUAUGGGUAUUCCAAUGAACAUUGGGACUGGACUUUUCAAGCUGUUGCAUAAAGCGGAUAAAGAAGCAAGCCCCCCAAGAAGGCCCUUAAUUUUUGAUAACCCUGAUUUCCAUAUUUCCCUCACUACGUAGCAUCUGGAUACCGCUAAACAGCAAGCAGAUGUGGGGCAUUUGGUUUGUUUUAAAUGGAGUAUAUGUCCUAUAUGCCUCUCUAAAGAGGGUUUGGAAGCUGGAUAUAUGUGAGAGCUCCUGGUGUGCACAACUGAUCCGCCACUGAUGCAGGCGUUUUAUCUUUUGUGCAGAGUGAAAUUCAACUGGUGGCAUUUGUUUUAAAAAUCAAGAAUUUCCUCUGCUACACUGAAAAGCUGUAACAUGGAUUGUGGAACCUCAAAUCCCUAUGAAAGGGAAUGGACUUAACGUAGUUACUUGGAUUUGUGACGGAAGCUCCAGCUAUAGCGAUAGGAACAUUUACUUCAUGCCUCUAGCAGCUGCGACAAACAUCUGUCAGAGCAUUCAAAGUAAUUUGUGAUCUGAUCAAUGUAGGACAGAAAGGGGAUAGCCUACUGCUGCUUUAUGUAACACGUUACUUUUUUGUGUUAAAUGUGUCUCAGCAUUUUUUUUGCUCAGCUUUCCUAAAACAUGGUGAUCCAAGAAUUGAUUUUCUCAUGGUGCUACCUCAUAUAACCCAGUUCAACAUAAAUCCAUCAGAGUGAUUUUUUUUUAAAGCACACUGAAAAACCAAAUUGGCCCUUAAUGGUGGUAACUUGAGAAGAGAACUCUAAUUAGCUUUUUGGAGCAUAAAAAAUUGCCAUUCAUCACAACAAAGAUUUCUCAGUAGCUACCACUAGAGUAGGGGUGGACAUUUUUGGGAGGGCAAGGGCCGUGUUUGCAUCACCACAGCACGCUUCCACUGUCCUGCAGAAUUCUGGGUGGCAGCGGCAAAUGAUAUUGGUGAUUUGCCACCGAGCUUCAGUGGUGACCUAUUUACUGGGCUGUGGUGGUAAACCAUUGAUAUAUAUAUAUAUAUAUAUAUAUAUUGGGGGGGGGACAGCAGGAAGGUGGUGAGGGCCACAGCGGGGGCCACGUGCAGCCCACAGAUUGUGUGUUGCCCACCUCUGCACUAGUGGAUCAUGGGCAGUGCUGAUUUUAUUUAUUACAAAAAGUUUCAGAGAAUGAUCUCAUCAGGCAAGUUCCAAGCAUCCAGAUACUAAUUAACACACUCCAAUCUUGUUAACAGUGAGCAAAUGGCAAAGCCCUGUUUAAGCGACUGACUUGUGCAAGUGGCGGCUUACAAUGACCCAAAGACAACUAGCUCAAACCAGACUGAAGUAAACCAGAAGUUAGACCAGAAUGCAAUGCAGAUCUAAAUGUGCACUACCAAACAUCUGCUGUUAUAGUUUAACAAACUGAUAGAAAAGCUGUGCUGGGCUGUUAUGAUUCCAGGCAAACCUGAAGCUUGUGAAUCAUCGUCAAAAUUAAGGCACAAAGCACGAAUUUGUGGGUGUAAAUGACUUAUUUUGUAAACGUGUUAGAUGCUAAUCUGUUUUGGGGUGGCCAUGGGAAGACUGGGGUAAGGGGCAGUAUGGUUGCUGCAGUUUCUGCUUCCCGUCUGGCAGUUUGGAGAUUCUUUUUUCAUCUUCUCAAUUUUGUGGAUAUGUUAUACAAGGUAGUUCCUGAAUCCAAAAAUAAGGGUAUUUAUUUUUCCUCUUCUAAAAUUUAAGACAAGUGUUAUAUAGCAUGGGGAAAACUUGCUUUCUUUAUACUGUAGAUGUGA